This is a messenger RNA of Ostreococcus tauri, 549 nucleotides long. RefSeq names its product Cyclophilin-type peptidyl-prolyl cis-trans isomerase, conserved site. The transcript has a single exon. Bases 1 to 549 code for a protein of 182 amino acids. Gene Ontology annotation, molecular function: peptidyl-prolyl cis-trans isomerase activity. Lineage: Eukaryota; Viridiplantae; Chlorophyta; Mamiellophyceae; Mamiellales; Bathycoccaceae. The record is from RefSeq and is a predicted model, not a curated record. Gene Ontology annotation, biological process: protein peptidyl-prolyl isomerization; protein folding.
AUGCCGCCCCUGAGCUCGACGUCGACGCCACCGGAUCCAGUGAUCGUGUUUCUGGACGUCGCAAUCGGUAUGAAUCCCAUCGGAAGAAUCGAGAUCUCCCUGGACGUAACGGCGUGUCCCAAGACGUGUGAAAACUUCAGAGCGCUGUGCACGGGCGAACGCUUCUCGUCCAAGACCAAGCGUGCGCUGCACUACGCGCAGUCAACAUUUCACCGUGUCAUUCCUGGGUUCAUGAUUCAGGGCGGUGACUUCACCAGGCACAACGGCACGGGCGGCGAGUCCAUCUACGGAGACAAGUUCCCUGACGAGUCCUUCGCGCUCUCACACGACGGCCCUGGGGUGGUAUCGAUGGCAAAUAGCGGGGCGAACACCAAUAACAGUCAAUUUUUUAUCACCCUCGACGCGACACCGCACCUGGAUGGGAAGCACGUGGUGUUCGGGAAGGUUUUGAGCGGCUUGGACGUCGCGCGCAAAAUCGAAGCCGUCGGGAGCGCGAGCGGGACCACGCGCGAGGCCGUCGUCAUCACCGCCUCGGGUCAGUUAACGUAG